AUGCUUUUAAUACCUCAACGACACUUAUCCGAGCUGAUGCUUUGGCGCUGUGACCCUCCCGCUAGGUUUCUUUGCUUUCUCGGUCGCCGCCUUUCUGUUAACUCCCGUCUCGGUAUCUUCAGAGAAUCGCGCGCUCUUCUUAAGAAUAGCGUCCUUAGCGGUUCAUUUUACCCCUCCCCAAACCACGCUCCCGCCCCUUUCCCGCGCGUGCAUCCCACAAAUGAAGCGAAGGGAGGGAUAAUUCUGCCCACUCGGCGUGGAAAUACCGCCGCCUUCGCCGUCUCAGACGCCUCACAGACGUUCUGGACGAUGCCGGUGAAGCAGACCCCAGUGGAGGAGCUCAGCCGAUCUCAUUUACGCGAUCGCAUGGUGGAUAAACGCUCGCGAUUUGCGGUGCGCAGACGCCUGCGAGAGGAUGGGGUGGUUUCGAACCUAUUUCCGCUGUUUUUCUCCAGCGCCAGCGAUGCCAACGCCAGGGACACACACGGUGCAUUUUUGUACGUCUACGACAUUUGCGCCACACGACGCCCCUACCAGAACUUUGAUAGGAGUAGUGCACUAGCGCUACCCUCACAUGUAAUUGCACGAAGGCGAGUAAAAGCUAAGCAAUCUCUCACGUCACCACCGCUUGGAAGCGAUGAUGGGGUAGAAAUCCGGCGUGUGCCUCCCAUGAAUGCAUGGAAUGUUAUUCGCCGUUUUUUCAAUCAUUUUUUUUCAAAAUCUCCUCCCCCGAUGAUUCAGCACGUUUACAAGCUCUAUACGAUCGCGCCGUUACCAGCGAAAGCGCUGAAGGUGCCGCCAGAAUUUUACGAUCUCGGCUGGAAGAACUGCGAGUUGCGGUUUAUCGCCAAGCUUCGCUACGAGGAUCUCAAUCCACACUGCCUGCAGCAGGUGAUCAAUAAGAUCGUCUUUUGGACGAUCUGCAACACCCCCGCACUGCAGGAGGGUGAAGAAAAUGAGAAUGAUCCUAAUAACAACAGCAGUGGCAGCGGCUACCGCGUUGUGCGAGAACGAGGAGGGAAGUUGGUGAAUUUGGCGGGUGGUAUUUCUUCCUGCGGUGCCCGCCUCUUUAGCGGGGUGACCGCGCAGGCGAUCUUUGUGGACGCGAGCGACUCCGAGCCGUCCUUGACAGACCCGCAAACGACCACAGGCGAGGUGGAAGUCGUCAUAGCGGCGCCGAACUCCACUGAUCUCGCCACCCUUCCCGAGGGCACCACACCGACGGGUCGGCCGAUUCGCUUUCUGGCCAAAUCCUUCCUCCGCGCGUUCACCUACAAGGGACGGGAGGUCGAGAGCUACACCAUCGAGGACGCCUCGGGUGCGUACCUCGCGUCCUUCUGGGAGCCCCCGUCGCCGCGGCCGCUGCAGCCGGGCCGCGUCUACACCGCGACAGCCCUCCACGUCCGCAUCUUCCCCAGCCGCGACCACCUCCGCCUCUUUGAGUUCCUCCCAGGCCGGACGACCGUCACGGCAGAGGCUGGGGAGGGGGGGGGGAGGGCCGCAACUCGCCACGGCGGCGGCAGCUUCCCCUUCUGGGACAUCCCCUGA
This is a messenger RNA of Phytomonas sp. EM1, 1548 nucleotides long. The record is from the annotation of a GenBank genome assembly. NCBI's taxonomy places the organism in Eukaryota, Euglenozoa, Kinetoplastea, Trypanosomatida, Trypanosomatidae.